CAUGGGGCUCUGGCUGCCGCCGCCCCCCGCGCCGCCGGGCUAGGGCGAUGCGGGCGCCCCCGGCGCGCGGCCCCCGCGGGCACCAUGAGCCCCCUGCUCCGCCGUCUGCUGCUCGCCGCGCUCCUGCAGCUGGCCCCCGCCCAGGCCCCUGUCUCCCAGCCUGAUGCCCCAGGCCACCAGAAGAAAGUGGUGUCAUGGAUAGACGUGUAUGCUCGUGCCACCUGCCAGCCACGGGAGGUAGUGGUGCCUCUGACUGUGGAACUCAUGGGUACGGUGGCCAAACAGCUAGUGCCGAGCUGCGUGACCGUGCAGCGCUGCGGUGGCUGCUGCCCUGACGACGGCCUGGAGUGUGUGCCCACUGGGCAGCACCAAGUCCGAAUGCAGAUCCUCAUGAUCCGGUACCCAAGCAGUCAGCUGGGGGAGAUGUCCCUGGAAGAACACAGCCAAUGUGAAUGCAGACCAAAAAAAAGAGAAAGUGCUGUGAAGCCAGAUAGGGCUGCCACUCCCCACCACCGUCCCCAGCCCCGAUCUGUUCCGGGCUGGGACUCUGCCCCUGGAGCACCCUCCCCAGCUGACAUCACCCAUCCCACUCCAGCCCCAGGCCCCUCUGCCCACGCUGCACCCAGCGCCGCCAGCGCCCUGACCCCCGGACCUGCCACUGCCGCUGCCGCCGCCGCAGCUUCCUCCGUUGCCAAGGGCGGGGCUUAGAGCUGAACCCAGACACCUGCAGGUGCCGGAAGCUGCGAAGGUGACAGAUGGCUUUUCAGACUCAGCGGGGCCACUUGCCUCACAGGCCACACUCCAGUGUGGAAAGCGAGGGGAGCCUGAUGAGAACAGCCCAGCCCCCCAGACCUCAGCCUGGGCAGAAGCUGUUCCAGGAACUGGGCCUCUCAGAGGGCUCUCCUGUCAUCCCUUGUCUCGUUGAGGCUGCCAUCUAACAGGAUGGACAGAGUUGUAUGAGGAGACUUGGAGGCUGCAAGACCGUUCAUGUGCCAGCUAAGAGGAGAAUGGGGUGCUGUUUCCGUUUUUAACCACCUUGUGCAAGUGAGCAUCUUACAACUGGCUCCUCCCUCCCCUCCCUGAGAAAACCCCAAAUAAUGGGAUUUGGGCAUUGGUACAAGAACUGUGACCCCCAACCCUGAUAAAAGAGAUGGAAGGA
Molecule: messenger RNA, 1159 nt
Organism: Cynocephalus volans (Philippine flying lemur)
Lineage: Eukaryota; Metazoa; Chordata; Mammalia; Dermoptera; Cynocephalidae
Gene: VEGFB
Product: vascular endothelial growth factor B
Exons: 7
Coding region: 85-708 (207 amino acids)
Biological process (GO): positive regulation of mast cell chemotaxis; positive regulation of endothelial cell proliferation; positive regulation of protein phosphorylation
Cellular component (GO): membrane
Molecular function (GO): growth factor activity; chemoattractant activity; heparin binding
Source: RefSeq, a predicted model, not a curated record